Tauraco erythrolophus (red-crested turaco) is the source of this 2025-nucleotide messenger RNA. NCBI's taxonomy places the organism in Eukaryota, Metazoa, Chordata, Aves, Musophagiformes, Musophagidae. The record is from RefSeq and is a predicted model, not a curated record.
GAUAAAGAUGCCAAAAUCAGCUUCCUUCAGAAGGCCAUUGAUGCUGUGGUAAUGGUAACAGGAGAGCCACUGGCAGUAAAACCAGCGCGUGUUGUGGCUGGACACGAGCCCGAAAAAACCAAUGAGUUUCUUCAAGCAAUCGGGAAGUGUUGCUUAAACAAACUGUCCAGCGAUGUUGCUGUAAGAAAGAUCUUAGCUGGGGAAAGACGUGAUGCUAAAGGGAAACCUCCAUCCUCUAAAUCUCGAGAUAAGGAAAGCAGAGAAUCCAAAACAGAAGAACAGAAAAGCCAUAGAGAUAAAGAGAGUAGAGGAAACACUGGAAUUAAAGACAGAAGCUCAAGCAGAGACAGAAAACCCAAAGGAGAUUUGAAAGAGAGUGAAGAAAGAGAAAAGGAAAGUGAUAAACAGAAGGAUAAUGAAGAGAAGCACAAAGACUCUGAAAGAGACGCCCUUAAGGAAGGAGAAAAACAAGAAAGGGAAAGAAGCAAAAGCAGAACAACCAAGCAAGGAAGAGAAACAGAAAAAAAACAGGGAAGAGGAGACAUAGAACGAGAAGAUGAUCUUGAGCGUGGUAAAGGCCAGGAAAGAGAGAAAAAAAAUGAAGGAGGAAGAGAAAAGGACAGACUGAAAGGAAGAGACAAAGAUAAGGCUAGAGACAGAGAACGAGAGAAAGACAGAGAGAGAGGAAAAGGUCGGGAAAGGGAUAGACAAAGGGACAGAGAAAAAGAUGGGGAGCAUUUAAGAGAACAUGGAAAGGAUAAAGCAGAGAAAAAGUCCGCAGAUUCUGAGGAAUCCAUGCUUAGAAAAACACAGAGACCCACCAAAGACAGCAAGUGCCAGCCAGAUGAGAGUGAAAGUCCUGCAGGAAUAUCAAGGCAGCCUUCAACAAAAGGAUCAAGGCAACGCGCCAAACCCGGAGGAGAAGGAACUGUGGAAAAGAAAAUCAUGGCAGAUAAGAUUUCAGAGGACAGUGUUGCUAAACUGCAAGAGAACGCUGACCCAGGACUUGCAGUAAAACAGAAAGAAGGAGAAGCAGAGAACGUGGCUCCUGAAAACCCUGCGGUAUCCGAAAAUGGUGAUGUCCCCAAUGAUGUUCCACCUCAGCCCAUCCAAAGACGCAUUCCCCGUCCUAGCAGUGCAAGACCAGCACCACCCCGAGUGAAACGUCAAGAAAGUGCAGAGGUCGUACUUCCAGAAAGGAGUGGUAGUGGUAAAACAGUCUCAAAUGUCAUCAUAGACCAGCAGAUUUCUGAUGAUGAUGAUGACGAGUUUGUGGUUGAGGCAGCACUGCCACUGCCAGAAAUGCCAGAGAUGGAAAUGGAGCCAGAAGUGGAGAUGGUUGAGGAUGAAAAGCAUGGUGGGCUUGUAAAAAGAAUCCUAGAAACAAAGAAGGAUUAUGAGGCAUCACAGAAAUCAUUGAAGACGACAGAGAGGGAGAAGCCCUUUGUAUCGGAAGCAGCUAGGAAGAAAGAGAGAGACUUGGUAGCCAAAGAAAUUGAGAAGUUUCAGGUCUCUAUUCAGACUCUGUGCCGGAGUGCCCUUAUGCUUGGGAGGAUCAUGGAUUACAUUCAGGAAGACAUGGAUGCCAUGAAGAAUGAGUUGCAGAUGUGGCGGCAGGAGAACAGACAGCACGCAGAAGCUCUGCAGAAAGAGCAAAGCAUCACAGACAGUGCUGUAGAACCAUUAAAAGCUGAUCUGGCUGAACUGGAGCAGUUGAUUAAAGACCAGCAAGACAAGAUCUGUGCUGUAAAAGCUAAUAUUUUAAAGAACGAAGAAAAAAUCCGGAGGAUGGUUCUUAGCAUAAAUGUGUCUUCAAGAAGGUGAAGAAGAGGAAAAAAAAAAAGCCUUUGGACUGACUGACAUUCCUACCAAAUAGAGACAAAAUACCAGAGAAAACUAAGAUAUGCCUUGUUCAGAUAUAAAAUGUUUAGAGACCAGAAGCCUAAAAAUUAUAUAAAAUCCUAUUAUUGCAUUGAUCUUUAGAUGUUAAUAUUACCCAGGAUAAAAUUAUAUUAAUUUGAAUGC